Messenger RNA from Hemiscyllium ocellatum (epaulette shark), 5782 nucleotides. It is a transcript of the gene tsc2, whose product is annotated as TSC complex subunit 2. Gene Ontology annotation, biological process: regulation of small GTPase mediated signal transduction; positive regulation of GTPase activity; negative regulation of insulin receptor signaling pathway. NCBI's taxonomy places the organism in Eukaryota, Metazoa, Chordata, Chondrichthyes, Orectolobiformes, Hemiscylliidae. Gene Ontology annotation, cellular component: TSC1-TSC2 complex; nucleus; cytoplasm. The transcript is spliced from 42 exons. Bases 107 to 5701 code for a protein of 1864 amino acids. Gene Ontology annotation, molecular function: GTPase activator activity. The record is from RefSeq and is a predicted model, not a curated record.
AGGCAGGGCCUGUAGCGGGAGCCAGGAGCUGGUGCAAUGGGUGAUUGAGGUGCCCGAGCGCGGCUCAGACGGCAGGUUUAGGGAAGGUUGAACAGCCCCCUUGAUCAUGUCCAAACCCACAAGCAAAGAUCCGUCCUUCCGUGAGCGAUUCAAAAGCCUUCUGGGAAUUGGCCCUCGUAUUAACACCAAGCAAACGGAAUGUAAGCCAGCAGAAUUCAUCAUAACGAGUGAAAUACUAAAGGAUCUGAACAUAGAGUGUGGACUUUACAACAGAAUAAAAACCAUUGGCCAUGUUUGUGACCUAGCCAGGACCAGGAAGUUUGAAGAGCAUGCAGUGGAAGCUGUGUGGCAGGCUGUGGAUGACUUGAUUUCUGAUGAACACUCUGAGGCUAGGCAUGCAGUAUUGCAACUGAUGAAGGCUAUUAUUCAGGGACAGAGCGAAAGACUCGGGCCAAUCCGUGCACACUUCUUCCUCAUCAUCAAGGAUUACCCAGUGAAUGGUGACCUGCUUGAGAGACUUGACGUCUUCAAAGCGCUAACAGAAAACGGAAAAGACAUCACCUACUUGGAGGAAGAUCUGUCCUCUUUUGUCCUCAAGUGGUUGGAUAUUGGUCUCACUGCGGAGUUUCUGGAGGUGCUAGUCAAUCUUGUCAAAUUCAACAGCUGCUACCUGGAUCUGAUUGUGGCUCAGAUAGUCCAUAAAAUCUGUGUUCUUUGUAAUCUGACCACAGUGCCAACAGAUAUAGAGGUUUCUUUACAAGUCCUCGAUGCCGUUGUUUGCUAUAACUCUUUGCCUUCUGAGUCUCUUCCGGGAUUUAUCAUUACGCUUUGCCGCACGGUCAAUGUCAAGGAGUUUUGUGAGUCCUGUUGGAAGCUGAUGCGCAAAGUCUUGGGAACUCAUCUGGGCCACAGUGCAAUUUAUACAAUGUGUCGCAUUAUGGAGGAUAAAGUGCACAUGGAUGAUGCGGCUUUAUUGAGAGGUGCAGUAUUCUUUGUUGGAAUGGCUCUUUGGGGUGCACAUCGUCUCUUUACCCUGAAGAGUACCCCAACAUCCGUUUUACCCUCUUUUUAUAAGGCUAUGACAAGUGCCAAUGCAGUAGUUUCCUAUGAAAUUGUCCUGUCUAUCACUAGACUGAUCAAAAAAUAUGGAAAAGAGUUGCAGGUGGUUACCUGGGAACAACUUUUAAAUAUUAUUGAAAGGUUACUUCAACAAAUCCAGACACUGGGUAGCCAUGAGCUGUCAGUUAUUGUACAUGAACUGUUAACCACUAUAGAGGAGUUGUAUGAGCAGAAUGAUUACCAUGGUCCGCAGGAGCGAUUAUUCACACUGAUUGAGAAGUGCUCUGAUAAGAGACCGGAGGUCUCUGUCCUAACACUUGUAUCCUACCGGGCUCAGUCUAUUCAUCCUGCAAAACACUACUGGAUUCAAAAUCUGCAGGAACUAAUGGAGAAAUUCUUCAGGAAUGAGAAUCGGAGCACCAUUCGCAAGAAAGCUCUUGAUGUUUUGUCAUUUGUUUUGAGCAUCAAUCGGCAAUUGUAUGAAGAGGAGCUGAUUGAAGCUAUAGUGAUCCCCCAGCUAGGGCAUAUUGCAGAUGAUAAAGAUCAUAUGGUACGAAAAUUAGCCUCUCAGCUGCUAGUGGACUUGGCAGAAGACUGCAACACACCUCAAUUUAAUAAUCUCUUGGAUAUUAUAGAAAAGGUUGUUAAUCGGCCACUCAUUGACCCACCUGUUGUGGAAGCUGUGGAAAGUGAUUUUUUAUAUGAAUCUCCACUGGAGGAUGUGAAGACAGCUGUCCUGGGGCUUCUAGAGAUUCUUCAGACCAAAUUGUAUUGUUUACCAGCCAGUCACGCAAGCCGGGUAUAUGAGCUUCUGAUUAGUCACAUUCAGUCACAUUACCAACAAAUGUACACAUCUUCCAUUGCAAGCAGUAUACGCCUAAAGGUAUUCAAUUUCUUUCUGCAUCUUCGAGUUGACUCACUCUUUCGCAUUGGACUGCCAAAUAAGGAUAGAAUAGUGAGAUUCAGUCCAUAUUGUCUCUGUGGAAGCAGUGAAUCUGAGAAGAGAGGUUGUGAGAAAAAAGGACAAGGUACAGUUUCUCCACCAGCGGGAAGCCCUGCAGCAGCUCAGAAUACCACCAUUCGCAUGGGCUAUUUACCUUUCUCUUUGGCUUUUAAUGCUCUUCUCCAGUGCCUCGAACAUGAGACCGACUGGAAGGUGCUGAAACUUGUACUGGAUAAACUACCUGAAUUACUGAAGUAUAAAGGACUCAUUCUGACCUCUCCAUGCAGCGUAGACCAACUCUGUUCAGCUCUCUGUGCCAUGGUCACAGACCGCCAGCUAGCAGAGAGGUUGAGGAACACACCUGAUGGUUUCUCUCGCACUGAUGUCCAGUUGGCAGUUGUCCCGGUGCUGACUGUUAUCACCUCAUACCAUAUUUACUUGGACCAGUCUAAACAGCGUGAAUUUGUUCAUUGCCUUGAUACUGGCCUGAUCUACCGUUGUGCCAAACAGUGUGUAGUAACACUGACCAUGUGUAUCAUCGAGAUGCCCGACAUAAUGGUUAAGCUGCUUCCUGGCAUUAUUCUCAAAUUGACUCAUAUCUCUGCCACCCUCACCAUGGCUAUCCCAAUGCUGGAAUUUUUAUCAACUUUGGUGAGACUUCCUCCUCUGUAUGCCAAUUUUGUGGCAGAACAGUACGUCAGUGUAUUUGCUAUCUCCUUACCCUACACUAACCCUUUCAAGUUCAACCAAUAUAUAGUGUCUCUAGCACACCACGUCAUAGCCAUGUGGUUCAUUCGUUGUCGGCUUGUGUUCCGAAAAGAUUUUGUCCGGUAUAUCACAAAAGGACUACGGUCAAAUGCCUUAUUACCAUUUGAGGACACGCAUGAACCCAGCAGUUUUCGAGCCCGUAGCACAAGUUUGAAUGAAAGACCCCUCAAAAGCUUGCGAGCCACAAAGCCCCUAAAGCCAGGCUUGAAUAGUUCCCAAAUAAAAGAUAUGAAAGACCUCUCAGCAGUCGAGGCCUUCCGAUCCCGCAGCAUCAGUGUUUCAGAACAUGCAGUCCGCAGAAUGCAGACUUCUGUCACAAGUUCAAGUUUGGGAUCAGCAGAUGAGAAUUCGAUGGCAGAGGCUGAAGAUAGUCUUAAAACUGUGCACCUUGAGCUAACUGAGACCUGCUUGGAUAUGAUGGCUCGAUAUGUUUUCUCCAACUUCUCUGCUCUGCCCAAGAGGUCCCCUGUGGCAGAGUUUCUUCUUGGUGCAGGAAGAAGUAAUACAUGGUUGGUUGGAAACAAACUCGUCACAGUUACCACCAGCAGUGGUGUCGGAGCGAGAGCGCUGUUGGGUUUAGAUUCCUUGGAUCAAAAGAGAACUGAAGAGGUAUCCAGGCUUGAUUUAUCUCAACAAGUAAAAACAACCCAAGAAGCACCUGCCAAGCUGGAGUCUCAGACUAGCCAGCAGAUUGGAAAAGCUGCACGCCUGCGAGUGAGAUCCAUAUCAGGUGGCCAUGCUCUUCACAGUGAUUCAGUUCCGAGUUUAAGUCCCCUGGUGUCACCCUCAGAUAGCGAAUUCUGCACUCCUGCAGCAUCAAAUUUGAAAGGAUUGGAAAACAGGAAAGCAUUGCGUCAGGAUGGACCUUAUUCAAGUGGCCAACUGCUCUACCAGAAGGAAAAAGCCAAUCUGGCUGAAUAUGCGCCUGUACUAACUCAAGGCUGGGCCGAAGUAUACAUUCGGCGGCCCUCAGGUAAUGCAAGUUGGCUUCUGUGUCUGGAGAAUCCACCAAGUCCAUUCUCAUCUGAGAUAAACAACAUGCCCCUACAAGAACUGUCCACAAUGCUAAUGGCUGUAGAGAGAGUGACUGAUCCACGUCAGCAUGGUCCCAGUCGAUCAGAAUCCAUGCCAUGCCCGACUGCUGGAGCAGCUAAACCCACCUUGCUUCAGCGCUUCAACACUGUCGAUUCUUUCUCUUCUAUGUACCAGACAAGCUGUCAAGAAAAGUUGCACAGGAGCAUUUCCUGGGCAGAUUCAGUUGCAGUGGUAGAGGAAGGUGAUGGGCCUGGGAUGCACUUGAAGGUGUGCGACUCUCCUGUGGAAUCUCAAGAACUUGAAGACUUUGAGGCUAUGGUAUCUGAGCCAAUCUUCAUGCCUGCAGAGAGCUAUGAUAAAAGUCCAGUGCACUGCAGUAGAUCGUCAUCAACUUCGAGUCAAGAGGAAGACAAAAUCCUUCAAGUGGAGGAUAGUGGGCUUAUGGGAAUUGCAACAGAAAAGGUUGUGCCAUCUUCAUUAGCUGUGGAUCUCUCGGAAGAAGAAUUCAAUAUUGACCACGCUCAAAUUCUCAAUAAAUCUAGCUCCUCCCCCGAACUUCAGAACCUGCAAGAAAUGACAGAACUAAAUGGGAGAGAGGGACUCCCUGGGAAACCUGUGGCUGAAGGGAAGCCCAGAAGCCGCACUGAAAGCAUUGAAGAGGAAUGCUCUUCAAAUGGCAAACUUGAAAGCAAUGAUGUGAACACCAGACUGGAAAACCUGCAGCCGACAGAAAGUCAGGAACCCCCUCUGUCGCCAAACCGGUACAGACCCAGGGGCCACACCAUUUCGGAUUCUGCUCCAUCAAGGAGGGAGAGAAGGUCACAACGCGAUGGGGUUCAGAACAGAUCCACAGCUUCGAAUGCAGAAAAAAUUAGUGGGAUUAGCCCAAGUUUUGUAUUCCUACAGUUGUAUCAUUCGCCAUUCUUCGGAAGUGAAGCUAACAAGCCCCUUCUGGUACCCAAGACUGAGAUCACAGAGCGAGCCAUAAAAGUUCUGGACCAGAUGCCACCUUAUGACACACACAAGAUUGGAGUUGUCUAUGUGGGAGAAGGACAGACUAAUAAUGAAGUUGAAAUUCUGUCCAAUGCAUACGGCUCAUCCAGGUAUGCACAGUUCCUUACGGGCCUUGGCAAAUUAAUCUAUCUGCAAGACUGUAACCCAGAGCAGAUUUUCCUCGGUGGCCUUGACACAUAUGGUGAUGAUGGGCAGUUCACCUACUGUUGGCAUGAUGACAUCAUGCAAGCAAUAUUUCACAUUGCGACCUUGAUGCCAAAUAAAGAAUCCGAUAGAGCCUGCUGUAAUAAGAAACGGCACAUUGGGAAUGACUAUGUGGUUGUGAUAUACAAGGACACUGAGGAAGAAUACAAACUGGGAACGAUAAAGGGUCAGUUUAACUUUGUUGAAAUAAUUAUUAAACCUUUAGACUUUGAGAGCAACCUAGUGACCUUACAAGCACGAAAAGAUAUGGAAGGGUUGGUUGACACAAACGUGGCGAGGAUUGUGUCAGACAAGAAUCUUCCCCUGUUAGUGCGACAAAUGGCUCUGCAUGCAAAUAUGGCUUCACUUGUCCACCACAACAGUGCAGUUCCUUCAGAAGCUUAUGCCUCUAAGUGGCUAGCUCGGUUGCGACAGAUCAAACGGAUUCGAUCGAAGGUGUACGAAGACCUGCAGUAUCGUCAGAACGCUGGAAUUUCAUUGAUUCAUGCUGCUGGUCAGAGUAAAACUCACCACCAUCACCAUCAUCAUCACCAUCAACAACAGCAGCACCUUCCUCACCACCAUUACGGUCCACAGCACUCUCAGCAGCAACAGCAACCGUCACAGUCUGCCAAUGCAGAAACAGGCCAGCGGAAAAGGCUAAUGUCCACUGUGGAUGAUUUCACAGACUUUGUUUAGGUGCAGUCUCACUGACAAAACCUGUUAAAUGUGUGCAAUAUGUACACCAUACUGUGAUGAAAGCCAAAUGAUUGCUUUCAU